This is a messenger RNA of Peronospora matthiolae, 624 nucleotides long. The record is from the annotation of a GenBank genome assembly. NCBI's taxonomy places the organism in Eukaryota, Oomycota, Peronosporomycetes, Peronosporales, Peronosporaceae.
AUGGAGGAGGACGUCAAGGGUCUCGAGGAUCUUGCGAGACCAUUUCUCAGCUUCGAGGAAAUUAAAGAGAUGGCAGGGCGGCGCCUAGCGCUCCAAGAAGCAGCGGAGGAGUUAGCUCAAGCAGCGGUUUCGCCACCCGCGCGAGGACAAAUAUCAGGGACGCAAGCCGCUAUUUCACUUCCUGAGGUUACGAGCCCCAGUAGUGCUCCACAAGCGGAACAAGGGGAGAAGUUUGCUCACAUGCAACCAGAUCCGCGUCCAGCAGCACCACAGCCGUGGAUCACCAAGCAGUCCAAAAAGGGACGAUCGAGAGGUUCGUCUAAAGCGGCCACGGGCCAGGUAAAAGCGGUGGCCUCACAGGUGCGGACAGGAGGGCAGGAGCUUAUAGGCGAGGAUGGCGAGGACUGGGCCGAGGAGACAAAAACUAGUUCGGAUGCGUCGGAAGAGAUCAGGGUGCUUCAUUCACGGUCAGCCGGGGCACUUAAUCCAACGGUGGGCUUAUCUGACGGGGCCGGUACGCACUCGCUUCUUACGUCUUCCGAGAAGGCCCGGAAGCAACGGGGGGGCUGGACGUGGGUCGGCUCCGAGUACGACGGGUCCAGUGCUGAUGACUCUCAAGCGUAA